UCGGUGCCUCUUGCACUACAAGACGCCGCACACGCAUACACACUCAGACGCUGAAAUCCACUCAGAGGCAGAAGGGGAUAAAAGUCAAUAUUUGAUCAGUAACCAGCAGUACAUACAGGCAAGAAAGAAAGAAAGAAAGAAAGAAAAGAAAGAAGGAUAGAAAGAAAGAAGAAAAAACAAGGAUUCUGUUUUCCCUUUUGUUUAACGUUGCUGUGCAGAAAAAAAUCUCAGGGACGACUAGGUAAAGAAAGUUUGUUUGAAACAGGUGGAGACUGGAUACGCCGCCCUUGAGUUGUCAGAAGUUUCAGAGGAAGAGAUAAGGGAUUUACUUCUUUUCCCUGGUUUUUUUUUUGGACUUUGGGAUCAGGAUUGGGAGCCUGAGCAUUAAGAGGAGGGAGAUGGGGAGUUGGGCUGUACAUCUCUCUGUGUGGGUGCUGUUUCUCACACUCUACUGGACCACAACCCAUGCUGUCAACCACUGUCUAGCUGUUCAAGACUCCAGCUGCUCCAUGUGCAUCCGGGCUGGGGAAGGCUGCGCCUACUGUUCUGAUGAGGCCUAUAAUGGUCCACGCUGUGACCUUAAGGAAAACCUGGACAAGAAGGACUGCCAGACAUAUGUGACUGUUCAAAGUGAGAUGGAAAUGAUGCAGAAUAAACGAAUUGACACCAAUCUGAAGCGGGCACAAGUGGCCCCUCAGCUCCUGAAGAUGCGCCUGCUUCCAGGACAGGAGGAGGAAGUGGAGAUGGAAGUCUUUGAGCCUGCCAGGGGUCCCCUUGACCUUUAUAUCCUCAUGGACUUCUCCAACUCCAUGUCCGACGAUUUGGACAACCUGAAGCGGAUGGGGACUCAGCUGGCUAACCUGGUGGGGAAACUGUCAGAUGAUUAUACCAUUGGCUUCGGGAAGUUUGUGGACAAGGUCACUGAGCCACAGACCGACAUGAGGCCUUCCAAACUGGAACAGCCUUGGCCACAUAGCGAUCCCCCCUUCUCCUUCAAGAAUGUGAUUCCGCUCACCAGCAACAUCACAUUCUUCCUUGACAAGCUGCAGGGUGAGCGUAUCUCUGGCAACUUGGAUGCCCCAGAAGGAGGAUUUGAUGCCAUAUUACAGACUGCUGUGUGCCAGGAAAAUAUUGGCUGGCGACCGGACAGCACGCACCUGCUGGUCUUCUCAACAGAGUCCGCGUUCCACUAUGAGGCGGACGGCGUGAACGUGCUGGCCGGCAUCCUGCCGCGGAAUGACGAAGCCUGUCACCUGACGCCUGACGGCAACUACACGCACGACACAGUGCAGGAUUACCCGUCUGUGCCUACUCUUGUGCGGCUCCUGGGCAAGCACAACAUCAUCCCCAUCUUCGCCAUCACCAGCCACUCCUUCUCCUACUAUGAGAAGUUGUAUCAAUAUUUUCCCAUUGCUGAACUGGGACUAUUGCAAGAAGACUCCUCCAACAUCCUGUCUAUCCUGGAAAGUGCGUUUGAGAAUAUCCGUUCAAAGAUCAGCAUACGUUCUGAGGACAGACCCAAGGCUGUGGAUGCACAGGUCCUGUCUGCUACUGGCAGCUCAACUGAAUUUAACACCUUUAAGAUUACACCAGGAAACAUAGGCACAUUCAAGGUGAAGGUGAAAGCUCUUGAGAAAGUCGGUGGCCAGCACGUCUGUGAGCUGCCUGACGCAGAGAAAGAGGGAACGAUGAGGGUCAAACCGACCACCUUCAGCACCGCCUUCAAAAUUGACGCUGGGGUUCUCUGCAAGUCCUGUGACUGCGAGAAGACACCUGUAAAGAAUGCAGUGAGUUGCCACGCCAAUGGGGAUCUGGUCUGUGGGAGGUGCCAGUGCUAUGAUGGCUGGCUGGGGAGUUUCUGUAACUGCUCUUCGGGCGCCAUUGCAGACAACAAGGCCUGCAUUGAACCUGGCAGGAAUGAGUCCUGCUCCGGCCGCGGAGUCUGUCUGUGCGGAUCCUGCGUGUGCAGCAACCCCAAGUACGAGGGCCCCUUCUGCCAGUACGACAAGACACAGUGCCAGCGCUUCGGGGGAUUUCUCUGCAACGAUCGAGGCACCUGCUACCACGGUCAGUGUGCCUGCGAGAGCGGGUGGGACGGGCCGGCUUGUGAGUGUCCCAAAAGCAACCAGACCUGCAUGGACACCAAGGGGGGAAUCUGUAACGGGCGUGGCAUAUGCAACUGUGGACGAUGUGAUUGUCCCGGCUCUUCCCUACACCUGAGCGACACCUGUGAAGUCAGUGCCCUGGCUCAACUGGGGAUGUGUGAAGGCACACGGAGCUGUGCCCAGUGUAAGGCCUGGAAAACUGGAGACUUGAAGGGAGAGAAGUGUGGGGGCUGCCCCUUCAAUAUCACCAUGGUGGAUGAGCUGCAGAAGAAGGAGGAUGUGAUUGACACCUGCACUUUCCGAGAUGAGGAAGAUGACUGCACCUACCACUACACUGUGGACUAUGCGGCCAAGCCCAAUGGACCUAAUGAAGUCCAAAUGCUUGAGAAGAAGGAUUGCCCCCCAGCAGGCUUCCUGUGGCUCAUCCCCCUCAUUAUGUUCCUCAUGCUGCUGCUGGGGCUGCUGCUGCUGUGCUGCUGGAAGUACUGCCCAUGCUGCAAGGGCUGUCUGGCACUGCUGCCCUGCUGUGGUCGAGGUCGCAUGGUGGGCUUCAAGGAGGAUAAGUACAUGCUGCGUCACUCCGCCCUGACCUCCAAUGACCUGGACACGCCCCUGGUGCGUACCGGCCCUCUGAAGGACACUGACGUGGUGCGCUGGAAGAUCACCGACAACGUUCACCGUUCACAGAACCACCCGCUGGCCCAGAUCCCACCCAACCCCAAGGAGAUCAUCCCACACCCUGUCUCUCUGCGGCUGACCCGCCCAUUCACCGAUAACCUGCUCCACUCUGAGGCCAUUGAUACUGACAUACUCCGCAGGGAGGUGGACGAAAGUCUUAAUAACAUCUACAAGCAGAUCCCUGGUGCUCAGAAGGUUCAAAGGACCAAAUUCAGGAACCAGACCAAUGCUGGAAAAAGGGAGAACAACACCAUUGUGGACACAGUCCUUUCAGCUCCCCGCUCUGCCUACCCUGACAUCGUCAAACUGACUGAGAAGCAGGUCCAGGCUGCUAACUUCGGGGACCUGAAAGUUGUUCCUGGCUACUACACUGUGGCCACAGACAGAGAAGCGGCCGGUGCAGUGGAGAUGCAGGAAGGUGUCGAGAUGGUGGAUGUACGUGUGCCCCUCUUCGCCAAGGAUGAAGAUGACGAUGAGAAAAAGCUGAGGGUAGAGGCUGUGGAUGUCCCCAUUGGCAUCGCUGAGAUCGGCCGCCGCUAUGUCGACAUCACUAUAAUCAAGGACAAAGCAAAGAGUAUCCUGACCUUCCUGAAGCCAUCCUACACCUAUAGCCGAAAGGAGGGUGUGGCCAACAUCCCCAUCAAGCGUGAGAUCAUCGAGGAUGGGCGCACACAGGUCACCUAUCGUACCCGUGACCUCACUGCCAGAGAUAAUAAGGACUAUAUUGGAGUGGAAGGAGACCUGACCUAUCAGCCAGGGGAGCUCCAGAAGGUUGUGCCUGUGAAGCUUCUGGAACUGGGCGAGGAUGACUCCCUCCUGGAUGAAAAGGUCAAGCAGUUUGUCAUGGACCUGAGCAACGCGCGACAGGGUGCCAAGCUAGGCCAAUACCCCCGCACCACAGUCACCAUCACUGACCUGCCAGAGCCCAGUGAGGUGAUGUUCAAGAAGGACAAGCAGAACUACACAACAUUAGACCCCAGCUACUCCAUCCCAGUGGUGCGGGCGCGCAACCUGGAGAGCCCGGCCAAGGUUCAUUGGCGUACCCGCAAGCCCCCCGGCUUUGAUUUGUCGGGCGUUCUCAAUUUCCCUCCUGGCGAGACGGAGAAGAAUGUGGUAAUUAACUCACAGGAGUGUCCCAACACUGUUAAGCCCGGAAACUUCAAAGUGGAGCUGUUUGACCCAAGCCCCAACGUUGUGAUAGGGGAGAAGAAGACCAGCGUCAUCCAUGUCGCCGACCGUGGGGACAACCCCAUGAUGACCAUGGAGAAUGUCAGCCAGGUUGCCACAUCACCUGGGGGACGACUUUUGGCCCCACGCAACAUCAAAGCCACGGCCACUGGACCCAAAAAUAUCCGUCUCAACUGGCUUCCAGUUGACAACGCUCAUGGCUACAAAGUAAAAUACUGGAUCCAAGGAGACCCAGAGUCUAAGGCCAAAGUGAUUGAUUGCAAGACGUCACAGGCAGAGCUGACCGACCUCUACCCAUUUUGUGACUAUGAAAUGCGCGUAUGUGCCCACAAUAGACUGGGAAAUGGCAACUACAGUGAUGUCAUUCACUGUCAGACUCAGGAGGACGUUCCCAGUGAACCAGGGCGUCUGGCUUUCAAUGUCAUCAGCCCAACUGUCACUCAACUGAGCUGGGCCGAGCCAGCUGCCACCAAUGGUGACAUCACUGCCUAUGAAGUCACAUACACACCCAUUGAUCAGGCAAGCAAUCCCACAGGUCAGACAAAGAAAGUGAAGAUUGACAACCCCAGGAAACGCAUGCUGUUGAUUGAGAAUCUGCAGCCCUCGCAGACAUACAUCUAUAAUGUCCGUGCUUGCAACAGCAUUGGCUGGGGGCCAUUCAGAGAUGCCACCAUUAACCUGGCAACACAGCCUAACAGGCCCAUGUCCAUUCCCAUCAUUCCCGACGUCCCCAUCGUGGAUGCGGGUGACGAAUAUGAGAACUACCUGAUGUACAGCAACGAGGUCUUGCGUUCCCCAACUGGCAGCAAGAGGCCCAGUGUGGCUGAUGAAGGCUUGCGCUGGAAAUAUGUUCAGCUGGUUGGUGAGGACCUGGACCUUCGCAAGGUUUCCUGGAAGCUGCCUGCUGAUGUCAUCCUCCACCGACUCAGCACUGACACAGAGGCCAGCGAUGAGCCACCUCACCCUCCCCGUGCCCAGACCCCGCUGCAAGAUCAGUUCAUGAAUGGGAAAUUGGAUCAGAGUUUCUUGUUCCCUGGAAGCUCAAGUUCAAUGACGCAUAACAUCUCAUCCUCAAGCCACACCCAGGUUGCCCCCAGCUAUCACGGGUCAGGGGGCAGCAUGAACAUAAACACCACCACCACCUACUUAUCUGGACAAGGGAAUACUUUCUCGAGCAGACAGGGAGUGACGAAAACCGGGGCGCUGCGCACAGAGGAAGUGGUCCUGAGGAAACGCUCGGAGAGGGGUUACUAUGACAACGAUGGCGUGCGGGACUCCAUUGUGAUGGCAGACAUGCCUGCAGACUUCACAGACAGUCUAGGUGUGUCUGGCUACAGCAAGAUGCUGGUGAACUACAGCGUGGGUCAGAGUGGCAGGGCGCGCACGCAGUCAGAAGACGUCCACGACGCACUGCAGAACCUGGAUAGUGUGCUCCAGGACCCCAGGCUGACCCCAGGAGUCCCAGACACACCCACUCGGCUGGUGUUUUCAGCCCUGGGGCCUACUGCCCUGAAAGUGAGCUGGCAGGAGCCUCAUUGCGAAAGAGACGUCCUGGGCUACUGUGUGCUUUACCAGCUGCUCAGUGGAGGUGAGGUGAAGCGUAUUGAGGUGCCCAGCACAGCAGGGAACACGGUGGUGGUAAAGGACCUCCUGCCCAAUCACUCCUACAUCUUUAAGGUCAAAGCACAGAGCCAGGAAGGCUGGGGCCCCGAAAGAGAGGGCGUGAUCACAAUCGAAUCUGCUGUGGAUCCCAAGAGUCCCCUCAGCCCUGUGCCAGGAUCCCCGUUCACCCUCAGCACCCCCAGUGCCCCUGGGCCGCUGGUGUUCACUGCCCUCAGCCCUGAGGCCCUGCAGCUGAGCUGGGACAAACCUCGCAAGCCCAACGGGGACAUCAUGGGCUACAUGGUCACCUGUGAACAACUGCACGGUGGAGGUGAUGUUCGCUCCUUCCAGGUGAGCGGGGACAACGCAGAGACCAGUCUGACCGUGGCUGACCUGACUGAGAAUGUGCCCUAUAAGUUUAAGGUCCAGGCAAGAACCACACAGGGCUUUGGUCCUGAGAGAGAGGGCAUUAUCACCAUCGAGUCCCAGGAUGGAGGUAACUUGUCCCAGUUCAGCAGCCAGGCAAUGACAAGGAAAGAUGUGUACCACCUCCCAGGAGAGAUCAGUACUCGUACCAAUGUCACUCACACCACAUUCGACGACCCCUUUUUAGCAGAGGGGCUGAUGGUGUCCUCGCAACACACUGAGACCAGGGGUACAGUGACCCGACACGUCACCAAAGAGGUGGUGAGCAGGGGCGUUGUGUCAGGAACCAGCAUGUCCAAAAUGGUGGAGAAGUUCUACGAGGCCUGAGGACCCGGAGCCCCUCAGAGUGAAGGGCAAACCAUUGGCCACUGCAGCAGAUCAUUACCAGCCGAGGAUGGGGGGAAACGCACACCCCUCUCAGUCCUCUCUGUCUGUUACACUAAGAGGAAACUUUGGCAUUGGCCCCGGCUGUGGGAUUUCUCUUCAUGUCUUGCAAUUACUUAUUUCUGUCUUCUCUAAUGGGUGUGUGAGGGAAACAUUCGCAUGAGUUAUAUUACUCUCAAAAAGAGCUCCCUUCAAGGUUAAUGUUUGACCCUGGAUUUUGUAAUGGGCUGUUACUCAGUCUCCCAGAGGCACUGGAUUACCCUGUCCAGGUUAUGAGACGGGUCACUCCGACACCGCCCUUUGUGAGAUUGGCUGUGUGAAGGAGCCAUGGCGUAUCAGGCAGAUACGGAAAGUGAGCUGCUUAAGCUGGGGGAGUUCCAAAAACACAACUGUGGAGAGUUAUUGCCUCCCAACAUCACAGUGAUUCAUGUUUUAAUCUCACUGCAGUAUCUGCUCAGUGAUCCUGUAAGGAUAGUUAUAAAAACGUAUCCUGAUUUCGGUCUCUGAAGUGGUCUGAAGUAAAAGAUAGAGGAAGUCCCUUUUGAUCCAUUUAAAACCGAAGCUGCCUUUACCACAGUAAGUUCCAAUUCUCAUACCAAAUAACUCAGCUCUUUUUAUAAUUAAAACUAGAUGCUUUUUUUAGAAUGGAAUAUUGCAGUGUUUCUGACUGUUGCAUUAUACAAUUAAAAAUAUAUAUAUUUUUCUAAAUUCUUGAACGCCGCAGCUCAGAAAAUAGAAUUUUAUAGCUCUUAAUUUUUUUGUAUAUAAGUGACAUUUUUAAUUAUGUUAAGUAAAGCUUGGGGGGCCAUGCAUUGUCAGAUACUGUUUGUAUUUACUUGGAUCAACCAUUUUACAUUGUUUAUAUUGUCAGUGCUCUCCUGGGAUGUUUAAGUGGAGCAGUUUUGAAAUCAAUAUGUUGUAGUAACUGAUACAGCAUUCUGCCAAUUGCCAAUGCAGUAGUGCUGAUCCUCAAGAUGAAACUACAUUCACCCUUUUCACCAGCAUGUUGGUUAAGGAUAAUUUCUUUGGCAAAAAUAUAUUUAGAUCCACAUAUAUUCUGACGAAAGAUUGUAUUUUCAUUACACAUAGGGCUACAUUGCUUUCUGUUACUCUGCUAGACACUAACUGCCAACAACCUUCACUAUACUCAAUGUUAGAAAACACAGAGGAAGAAGUUUUAGAGUAACACCCAUUUCUGAAUUUCAUACAAGUAAAAUUAUAUAGGCAUGUUAGCGGCAGUCUCCAUUUCAGUUAAGUUGUGUUGGCUAUCCCACCAGCAUUUCACUUGAAUACCAAAAAUGGGUAAAACGUAUUAUUUUAUUUUAAUUUGCAGUAAAAUACAGUUUUGAUUUUGUAUACUGAAUAUCUAUGUAUUCUCUACUGUGAGAGCUUGGUUUUUAUUAAGCAUGUCAAAUAUAUUGCACUUGUAAUAAAAAUGACUUGUGUGCUUUUAACAAGAA
Conger conger (European conger) is the source of this 7843-nucleotide messenger RNA. It is a transcript of the gene itgb4, whose product is annotated as integrin, beta 4. Gene Ontology annotation, cellular component: integrin complex; focal adhesion; cell surface. Bases 399 to 6326 code for a protein of 1975 amino acids. The record is from RefSeq and is a predicted model, not a curated record. Gene Ontology annotation, molecular function: integrin binding. Lineage: Eukaryota; Metazoa; Chordata; Actinopteri; Anguilliformes; Congridae. Gene Ontology annotation, biological process: cell migration; integrin-mediated signaling pathway; cell-matrix adhesion. The transcript is spliced from 43 exons.